Messenger RNA from Penaeus vannamei (Pacific white shrimp), 1273 nucleotides. Its product is annotated as putative peptidyl-tRNA hydrolase PTRHD1. Gene Ontology annotation, molecular function: peptidyl-tRNA hydrolase activity. The record is from RefSeq and is a predicted model, not a curated record. NCBI's taxonomy places the organism in Eukaryota, Metazoa, Arthropoda, Malacostraca, Decapoda, Penaeidae.
UUGAGCACAUGCAGGAAGAUCCGGAGUUCAAGCGACCAAAGUUUUGUUUACCUUUUCGGCGAGGAAAAAAACAAAUAAAAAUUGAAAGAAGAGGAAAUAAAAAAGGGGGAAGAUAGGAACGAAGGGAUAGUAAAGGAGAGGAAAUAAGCAGGAUAGUUACAGAAGACCAUGUCGGGAGCUGCCUUAGGAUUGGUCCAGUAUGUGGUGGUGCGGUCGGACCUCAUGACAAAUCUAGCCUGGCCAGUUGGAGCAGUCAUUGCCCAGGCCUGCCACGCAUCCACAGCUGUUGCUCAUCUCUACCGGGAAGACCAAAACAUGCAGCGGUACCUGGCAGACCUCGAUAAUAUGCACAAGGUUGUCUUAGGGAUCGAGAGCGAGACAAAAAUUCGAAAUCUGUCAGAAAAGCUACAGGAGGCGGUGAUCGACCACAAACUCUGGAUAGAACAGCCGGAAGACACGCCAACUUGUCUCGUGACCAAGCCUUACCCUAAAGACGAAGUGAGCCGUUUUUUUAAGAAGUUGAAACUGUUUAAGAUGGAUAGCCCUGCCAGUUCCAGUGUAAAUUCGAGUAAUUAAUCAAGAUUAGUGAUUGUUUCCUUUAUUUUGUUAUUAUUAUGAUUUUUUUUCACAUUAUCAGUUUCUCUCAUGUUCUUCUUUUCCAAUUCCCUUACUCCGACUAAGUGAACCGUCUUCUUUGUUAGCGAUGAUUUAAUGUGAAGAUGGCUUGCUCGUCCUUCAAGCGCAGACUGGGUCUUUCUUCAAGAUUUACCGAGAAAUGCUAACGAUAUUUGUUGUUAUAUUUUGGGGCUUGUAUUUUUUCAAAGGGCUGUUUUGAAUUGCCGUGCACCCUGUUGAGAAAGUGUUAAUUUAUCUUUCCUUGUGGGUGUGUUUUUACUUUUGUUAAUGUUCUUAUGAUUGUUCUCAUCAUCAUGGUUAUUAUUAAUAUUAUUACAAAUAGGGUUAAUAAUAUUAUUUUUAUUAUUAUUAUUAUUAUAAUGAUUAUUAUUGUUGUUUAUUAUUAUUGAUAUUGUUAUUAUUAUUAUUCACUAAUACAAAUACUAUUAUUAUUACUAUUAUUAUCACCUAUUGCCUUUUUCAUAUACGAAAUGAGAGUAUUAAUCUGAAUUUUUUCCUUCCAAAAUCUGAUAUGAUAUAUAUAGGUCUUUUUUAUAUACGAAAUUAAAGCUCUAUAUAGAACUGUGGUUUUAUGUUUUUUUCUUCAUUGCUUCAAUAGAUAGAUAUUAUAAAUAAUGAAUAAAGAAGUUCAAUCAUA